Molecule: messenger RNA, 1551 nt
Organism: Perca fluviatilis (European perch)
Lineage: Eukaryota; Metazoa; Chordata; Actinopteri; Perciformes; Percidae
Exons: 6
Coding region: 577-1551 (324 amino acids)
Source: RefSeq, a predicted model, not a curated record
GAUGAACCGUUUGCGCGCGCGAUGUUGUUGUCGCGGGCGCGAUAAUACUAAUCCCACUAUGGCCACGCCAAGACCCGCCCUUCAAUAGCAUUUAUUGGCCAGGCGUCCAGGAGAAUGCUAGGUAACGUUACCUCAUUUGUAGAGGUCCUAUCCCCUGACCAAUCAGCCUUAACCACUCGAGGUGAAAUGCCUAACCCCAACCAAUCGAGCUGCUUUGUAGGGCGGGACUUGGCUUGGCCAUAGUUCUAUGCGUCGCGGGCUAAUGAAGGUGGAUGGUGAGGUGGGCACUCAUGCAAUAAUUUGUAUUUAUUAUUUUAAUACUACAUUUCUCCAAUUAUAUAUGCGACUUCACUAAUUUUAAAAUGGUAAAUGUUUUAUUUUAAAAAUAUUUUCAUGUUUACAUACGAUAUUUUCUGCGCAUCCUCAAUUCAUGUCCUCCAUCGGACCCACCUCAAUGACGUUAGUGAUUUCGGUUCUCCGCUUGAGUAACGUUAACAGGCGUGUUAUUUUGUGAAAGAACAGCGGCUCAAGGUACGGUACCGACUGUUAAUACUUCCGGGAGCUGAUGAAUCCAGGAUGGAUAUUUUUGACGAUGUCACUCUAUCGGUAUUGGAGGCGGCCAGUGUUGAUGAGGAGGCUUUGAAAGGCCUUAGCCGGGAUGACCUGAGGGAUCUUUUUCCUGGCCCUGAACAUUUUUUCAGAAGAAAGAAACUUUGGGAUUUCAUCAGUCAAAAUUGUGAAAAUACCACGGACCAAGAUGCCAGCACUUGUAGUGGAAGUGGGAUUAUGCCCUCAACUAGUGCCAUGCCACCAUGCCAGCCUCAAGCCUCAACCCCCAUAUCUUCUGAGAAAACAAUGAAAAUGCCAGACCCUCCAGAGUAUGUGGUGUACACAGAUUCUGAGUUAGAAAUGGUGCGUAGCCAGUACUUUGCAUUGCUCUGCAAUGGAAAGGAAAAGAACUACAAGAUGUCAAAGGAGCUAUGUUGCAGACUUGUAAGGAACACAAUCACCAGCAUGGUUGCAAUCCUGCGUGCUAGUCCCAUGGGGAGAGAAGUAAGAUACCCCUCCAAAUUGGAAAUGAGAGCCAUGUCACAGAAGAUUGUCGACUAUUACCCUAUGUUACGUGAUGCUGAUCCAAAUAUGCCAUAUCUGACCAUCUACACCAAAAUGUACAAGCGACUCCAAAAUAUGAGAUCCCCAAGGAAGAGGCAGGGCUCCGUACCACAAAGAGGAGUGGCCAAGACAGCUCUCUUCAGUGCAGACAACCAAGACAUGGAGACAGAUUGGACAGACACAAGCAACUCAAGUGAUAAUACUAUACUUCUUGAGAGCAAUGAUGACAUCAGCGAGGACAACUCCAGUGCAGCAUCCCCACUACAACUACCCUCCUCUGUGCCAAGGAAGCCAAAGAGUGGGACCAAAACCUUACUGCUGCCACCUGAAUCAGCCUCAGGCUCCUCACCCAGGACUGUGAUCGCUUUACCAACCACACCUGCAAAGGAUGUUGUUGGUAAGUCCACCUCAGCACAUCUCUCAGCCUGUUAUCCAUAA